Pezoporus flaviventris is the source of this 3387-nucleotide messenger RNA. RefSeq names its product leucine rich glioma inactivated 1 (gene LGI1). The transcript is spliced from 7 exons. Gene Ontology annotation, molecular function: protein binding. The record is from RefSeq and is a predicted model, not a curated record. NCBI's taxonomy places the organism in Eukaryota, Metazoa, Chordata, Aves, Psittaciformes, Psittacidae. Bases 1722 to 3044 code for a protein of 440 amino acids.
CAAAAUACAAGACUUCUUAGCAAUUUGAAGGAUAGUGCAUGUUUAAUUUUUUCAAAGUGUAUCUACUUUGUAUUUUGCAAGGCUAUCUGUUGUCAGUGCUACUUUGAAUGAUUACAUGCUGAAGCUUUUGGUGACAGAACGUAUGCUAUCCUCAUUAUACUUUAAUUAACAUUACAGCAGGGACUUCAGCAUUGCAACAACUAUUCAUGUUCCUUUUCUGCAGUCCGGGGGCCUGAUCCCAAUAUAAAGCUGCCCAUUUGCAACUCCCUCUGACUAUGAGUUCUGAAACCCUCAGAUCAGACCCUUCAUUGCAGUGGCACAGGUCCUGAAGUCCUUUUCCAUGUAAAAUUACCAUUGACUUCUGUGGAAGUUUAGUCACUUCAGUGUGAGUUUUGCCUUCAUCGCGCUUGGAUUUGACCCUUUUUGUUAUUUCAUGUUCUUUGAAAAAAGAAAAAAAAAAGUAAUGGAAAUUUUCCUCCAAUUCGAAAAGAAAUAAAUUAAGCAGUUAUUUCAAAAUCAAAUACUGCAGUGAGGUAUAUGCAGAGAGAGAAUAUUUUGGGAUGUUUACUAGAUGCAUUUCUAUAUAGGAUUUUUACAGGCUUACAGGCUUUCCUGGAAAUUUGGGCAUAGGAUUAUGUAAUUGUGAGCUAUAGAGAAGUAGAGGGGGUGUAACCUGAACUGUUUAUAGUGGAUGUGCUGCCAGCCUGACACACACCCAGAUUUGUCUCAGAAAUCCGGCAGGACAGACUCCCUGAUGUGAUCAAAACCAAAAUCAGAUGUCUGUCCCGGACCGACUUCCCGUGCACUCUGUAUGUGGUCAGAGGUGUAAUGUUGAUGUAUUAGAGCCUAUGUCUGUUGGAUUAAACUGCUGGCGCACCGAUAGCUGAAGCCCUGACCCUAGCUGUACUCUGCUACCUCAAGUGGAGCUGAUAAGGAGGUGCAGACGUACUGUACAAUUUUGGAUACAGGGUAAAUAGGUAAAUGCAGUUACUAUGGAAACCUAAAUGCUUUUCUACAGUGCUUUAUUCUGGAGAAGCUUUUCCCAGGUGGUCACAGAUCACAAAAAGGACACAUUUCACAUAAUUCUGCAAUAGGCCUUUCAAAGGAAGGAAAACUGAAAUAGCAGUGUUUGUGAAGCUUGUAUCAGAAAAGUGUGAGUAGGACAUCAUCUCUCUUGGCUACGAUACGCCACCUACACAACGAUCCCGCUGCCAGGGAGGCAGAAUUGGGUAGGGUGGAGUAGGACAGACACAGUCAUCUUAUUUUGAGUUAUAGUGCCUGGCAUAGUGGGGUCUGGCAACGGCUUAUGGCAUUUUGGUAAUGGUAAUAAUUUGCAUGGUCUGCCGUACACUGAAAUGCAUGUUCUAAGCUGAUGUUAAUAAAUGCUGCAACAAAAGCUCUGACCUCAGAAGAGCUGGUUUUGUUCCAUUAUGGUCUUCAACGAGUGAUCUGUUUUCCAGAUAUAUUUCUAACAUGGUAGCUGAGCUGCUUGCCAUUUUUGAGAAGUCAGACUGCUGAUCUGAGGCAAACUCCUUAAACACAGACCACAGGAGGCAGGAUUGUAUCUGUGGGGUCAAUACUCCUGUUUGUACAUGGGAAAGGAAAAUUUCCACCUUUGGCAGAAGAUAGUAAUGGAAAUAAGAGUACGGAAAAUUCAGGCUAAUUAGAAAUUACAGUUGUUUACGUCCAACACUUUUGAUGUUAUUAGUGAUGAUGCUUUCAUGGGCCUUCCUCAUCUAGAAUAUUUGUUCAUAGAGAACAACAGCAUUAAGUCAAUUUCAAGAAAUACUUUCAGAGGACUGAAAUCUUUAAUUCACCUGAGUCUCGCAAAUAAUAACCUCCAGUCGCUUCCAAAAGACAUAUUCAAAGGCUUGGAUUCUUUAACAAAUGUAGAUCUUAGAGGCAAUGCAUUUAAUUGUGACUGCAAACUGAAAUGGUUAGUGGAAUGGCUGGGCAGCACCAAUGCAACAGUUGAAGACAUUUACUGUGAAAGUCCACCAGAAUAUAAGAAGCGCAAAAUCAAUAGCCUCUCUCCAAAAGAAUUUGAUUGCAUUAUUACAGAAUUUGAAGUUUAUCAGUCCCUGCCAUACCAGUCUCUGUCAGUAGAUACUUUCUCAUACAUGAAUGAUGAACACGUGGUUAUUGCUCAGCCUUUUACUGGAAAAUGCAUCUUUCUUGAGUGGGACCAUGUAGAAGUGAUGUUCAGGAAUUAUGACAACAUUACAGGUACUUCAACUGUUGUGUGUAAACCUAUAGUUAUUGAGAGUCAGCUGUAUGUCAUUGUCGCACAGCUGUUUGGAGGCUCCCACAUAUAUAAAAGAGAUAUUUUUGCUAAUAAGUUUAUAAAAAUUCAAGAUAUUGAAAUCCUUAAAAUCCGAAAACCCAAUGACAUUGAAACUUUCAGGAUUGCUGAAGACUGGUAUUUUGUUGUUGCAGACAGUUCAAAGGCUGGUUUCACCACGGUUUACAAAUGGAAUGGGAAUGGAUUUUAUUCCCAUCAGUCUCUGCAUGCCUGGUACAGAGAUACUGAUGUGGAGUAUCUUGAAAUAUCUGGCAAACCACAUUUAAUUCUGUCAAGUAGUUCUCAAAGACCUGUAAUAUAUCAGUGGAACAAAGGAACAAAUGAAUUUGUUAAGCGUUUUGAUAUCCAAGAUAUGGAAGAUGCAUAUGCAGUGAAACAUUUCAAAGUGAAAGAGGAUGUAUACAUUUGCUUAACAAGAUUUAUUGGGGACUCUAAAGUAAUGAAAUGGGGUGGUUCAGCAUUUUUGGAUUUACAAAGGAUGCCAUCCCGAGGGUCCAUGGUAUUCCAACCGCUUCAGAUAAGUAAUUACCAAUAUGCCAUUCUUGGAAGUGAUUAUUCUUUCACUCAAGUCUAUUAUUGGGAUGCUGAAAAGGCAAAAUUUGUGAAGUUUCAAGAAUUAAACGUACAGGCACCGAGAUCUUUCAUACAUGUCUCCAUCGAUAAACGAGAUUUUCUCUUUGCUUCAAGUUUUAAGGGAACUACAUUGAUUUAUAAACAUGUCAUAGUUGACUUAAGCGCAUGACACUCAUAAUUCUGAGAUUACAUCAGACUUUCUACCAUAAGUGGACAAAAUGAACUAAGUGCAUGAUGACUCUCUUAUCUUACUUCCAAAUGAAUGCCUUUAAAAGUUGCGAUUGCUAGAACCAAGUAUUACUAGUAUCUUCAUCUCUAAUUGUCUAGUGGUGUUGGAAGUUGCAUUUUUUAACAAAAAGAAAUUAAAUUAACUGUUCUUUGCAUCCACAGUAUGUAAAUAUGUGUGCAACUGCAUCUGUUGCUAUAAAAAAUAUUAAGAUGUACUUUUCCAUUUAUUUAUUCACCUGUUUGAAACAACUGCCAAAUAAAAUGUUUACAUUUUGUGUCUUUCA